Messenger RNA from Rattus norvegicus (Norway rat), 6595 nucleotides. RefSeq names its product FRAS1 related extracellular matrix 3 (gene Frem3). NCBI's taxonomy places the organism in Eukaryota, Metazoa, Chordata, Mammalia, Rodentia, Muridae. Gene Ontology annotation, biological process: cell communication. The transcript has 8 exons. The record is from RefSeq and is marked provisional. Bases 1 to 6375 code for a protein of 2124 amino acids. Gene Ontology annotation, cellular component: membrane.
AUGGCUGGGCAUUCUCUGAACCUUUCUGGGAUGUCCCCGCAGCUGCUAGUGGCUCUCGCCUGCCUGCUUCUGACUUGUGGUGCACUGAGAGAACAGGUACCCCUCAAUGAAAACGUGUCCCACGGGGAGCUCUAUCUGCCUCCUUGGGGAGCGCUCGAUGGUGGCAGUCACCAGAACCCCGGUAUUCUGAUCACCAACCCUGGGUUCCAAGUGCCACAGGGCCGCUCGGUUUGGCUCGACCCACUGCGGGAUCUGAUGAUUCAAGUGCAGCCAGGCGACCAGUGCGAGGUGACAGUGCUGGACAUCCCACGGCUCCAAGGAGCGCUCUCCCCGCGCCAAUUUCCCUGUGAUUUCGGGGCCCGCCAGGUCAAAUACAUUCACUUCGGCUCGCCCACCGCCACAAGAACCCGGAUACAGCUGCAGCUGCGCUACGAGGCAGGGAAUUCCACGCUGGUGCUGCCCUUUACUCUGCAAGUGAACGUAGUCUUCCCCAAGCUUCAGUUGGUAACGUGCAACAGGCCGUUGAAAGUGUUCAGACUGCUAGGCUGCAGCCAGGCCAUUGACCGGAGAGUGCUAAACUUCACCUCCAGCAGCAGGUGCAGGCUCACUUUGCUUCCUCACCCUGGCGGACCACUCCCCAAGUAUGGGCACUUGGUGGAUGCCGCUGGGACCCCUCUCUCCAGGGGCCAUAUGGCGGACUGUGAGACUUUUAUCCAGGCUGGGGUGCGCUACCAGCAUACUGCCACGCCAUCCUCACCCACCAGGGACUAUGUGCCCAUGCUGGUGGAGCUGCUAGGGCCAGAGUCUCGAGAUACUAGGUCAGCAAAGGUGCUGGCCCAGGAGUACUGCCAGCUUCAGGUCAGACUCCAGAAGGGAGCCAGGAGCACAGCGCCGAGACCCAGUUUCGCGGCUCCAAUGAUGGUGGAAGUUGAACAGUUCCUACUGACAGCCCUGACCCCUGAUGCGCUGGCUGCAGAAGACGGCGAGUCAGACCCUGACGACCUAGUCUUCAAAAUUCUCAAUGCCCCUGAGGCUCCACCCGGACACCAUGGUCGACAGGGUUCUGUGGUGAACACAGAUGACCCUCUGGGCCUUCCAGUCUCUUUCUUUACCCAGAAAGAGUUGAGAGAGCUGAAAAUUGCCUAUCGACCCCCAACAGGGAGCUCAGAAGGGGACCUCAUCUUUCAGCUGGUACUGCAAGUGGAGGAUGAGGAUGGUGACACCUCUGAGCCUUUUGUCUUCAUGGUGGUGGUGAAGUCUUUGAAUGCUCUGGCUCCAGCAGCUCGCUACAGUGCAGGACUUGCCGUUUAUGAAGGCCAGGCAAGGCCCUUGUCCGAUGCCCAAAACUUUCAGGUCAGUGAUAAUUCCAAAGAAAUAAGAAUUGCUGCAGUCAGAGGUUUGCAACACGGGCAGCUGGUGGUGCGUGGGGCACCAGUUGAGUGCAAGUGUUUCACACCAGCAGACCUAAGUGCAGGGCGAGUGGUGUACCAGCACGACGGCAGUGACUCUUACAGUGACAACGUCAUCCUCGAGAUGGAGGAUGGGCACCACCAGGUGGACUUCCUCUUCCCCAUCACCAUAGUGCCUGUAGACGAUGAGGCACCAGUACUCACCACCAACACGGGGCUCUCAGUGACUGAAGGGCAAGCCAUCCCGAUAUCCCCCUUUGUCUUAUGUGCCACCGAUAUCGACUCCGAGGACUCAGCUAUCCUCUUUGUGCUGGAAGACCAACACCCGGAAGGAAAAGAGAAAAAGAGGGGUGAGGCUCUGACCCCCGGUUUCUACAGCUCAAACCAGUACACAGGCAAGAUGCUGCUGAGGCAGGCUGAAGCCCCUUCGUCCCUUCUGCGCAGUGACUGGUACUAUGUGGAAAAGGAGGGCCUUUAUGAGAAGGCAGUGACUGAGUGGCUACAGAGAGAUAUAACGGAGGGGAGACUUUUCUUCUUCUACCUAGGACCACACAGCCCAUCGACAGUGGCCCGUCUGGCUUUCCGUGUGCAGGAUGACCAUGACCCACCAAAUCUCUCCAACCAGCACCUCCUGACCAUCAGCAUCCAGCCAGCAGAGAAGCAGAGUCCUCAGCUAUCUCCAGAAACUACCCUAGAAAUGACUGUGCAAGGAUACCAGCUCACUCCCUUCCAGAAGAAAUUCCUCCAGUACAUUGGCCAGAACUCAGAUGACCAGAACCUGUCGUAUACUCUCCUGACAGGACCAACAGAUAUGGACAGCAACCACCAAGUGCCGGCUGGAGAAAUCGUGCUCACCGAUUCACCAAAUAGACCCAUCGUUCAUUUUACCCAAGCCCAGGUCAAUCAUCAAAAAAUUGCUUAUCGGCCCCCACCGAGGAAUCUAGGUAUCGUACCUCGAGUUGUACAAUUCACCUACAAGGUAGAAGACAUUGCAGGUAGCAGUGUACCUGGGACAUUCACACUAUUCCUGCAGCCUUUGAACAGUCAGCCACCAAAAGUCAUCACUAGAGGCUUUGCUGUCUUAGAGGGACAUAGCUUUAUUCUUGGCAGAGGCGAACUCAAUGUUUCAGACCCUGACACCAAUGUUGAUCAACUUUUCUUCGUUUUAGUUUGGGGUCCCCAGCACGGACACUUGCAGUACUUUAAAAAGUAUAUGGUUCCAGGUGAAUCGUUUAUGCUAGCCGAUGUUGUCAAUGGGAAUAUCUCUUACCAGCACAGCAGAGACCAGACUACCAGUGACGUCAUCUACCUAGAGGUAAGUGAUGGAGUACACCACAUACCCAUCACUGUCCAGGUUUCCGUGCUGCCCACUGUGGCUAAAAGAAGUCCCGGGGUCUCUUUCACAGAUACUCGAGUACUGGCUAUUUCUCUAGAUGUGCUUGAAAAUGCAGCUUCUGAGGUCACUGUGGGUGUUACCCAUGGCGGAAAGGAUCUGAUGCUAUCCUUCAUUGUGGAGGACAAGCCUAAACUGGGCAUCAUUCUGGUGAAUGGUUUGCCAGCAGAACGAGUCACCCAGGAGGACCUCCUUGGUGGGGCAGUAAGCUAUGCUCACACUGGAGGUGAAAUCGGCUUCCGAGGGGUGUGCGACGUUUUCAGCUUCAUCCUCUCCACAGAUGCCCGUCACCCGACCGUGGGAGACAACACACCAGAGAGGGUGCUGGUGGAAGUGACAGUGCUGCCCGUGGACAACACGGCCCCCAAGGUCUCGGUAGGAGAGCCCUUCGUUGUAUAUGAAGGUGAGAAGAACCCCUUGACCCCACAACAUGUCAACAUUGAAGACGUGGACACUUCCGAAGAUGAAAUCCUUUGCACACUGACUGCGCAGACAUCCUCUGGCUACCUGGAAAACUUGGCACCAGCUCCUGGUUCAGAAGUGUCACAGGCUGGCAGCCCCAUCAGUGCCUUCUUCAUCAAGGACGUCCGAGUGGGGCGUAUCAAUUACGUACAGAGUAUCCACAAGGGAGUAGAACCAGGAACAGAUCACUUCACCUUCUAUUGCUCCGACGGCGUCAACUUCUCCCCGAAUGUCCUCCUCCCUCUAACCAUCUUGCCCACCAAUGAUGAGCAGCCUGAACUUUUCACCCAGGAGUUUGUGGUAUUAGAGGGGAUGAGCCGGGUCAUAGACACCUCACUGCUCAAUGGGGUAGAUGCUGACUUCCCACCAGAGAAGCUGCACUUCCGACUCACGGUCCUGCCCCAGCACGGACGGAUCCUACAGCAGCUGGCCACAGGCAGCAAGCCCAUCCACAGCUUUACCUUGCAGGAGAUCCAAGAGCCCUCUUCCAUUGUCUAUGAACACGAUGACUCACAGAGCACGGAGGACAGCUUUGAGGUCUGGCUGAGUGACGGCAGGCACAGCGCUCACAAAAAGGUGCCCGUUGUUGUCAUUUUGGUGGAUGAUGAGGCUCCCCAGUUGGCCAUCAAUGAUGGGCUGGAAGUAGAAACUGGACACUCGGAGAUCAUCACAAAUCGCAUGCUCAAAGCCACAGAUCCUGACUCAGAUAACAAGAGUCUCAGUUUUGUUCUCCACUCUGAGCUUCAGCAGGGGCUUCUGCAACGACUGAAGAAGCCAGGAGGAGACGUGAGGAGCAACCUCACCGUGGGAAUGAACUUCACCCAGGAUGAAAUUGACAGAGACCUUAUCUGUUAUACCCACACAGGCCAGGGAGAAGCUGUUGACCUUCUCAAAUUUGAUGUGACUGAUGGGGUUAACCCUUUGAGGGACCACUAUUUCUAUAUCACCAUUAGCAACUCAAACAGUAUCAUCCCUGAGGUAGUCAGCAAAAGGGUCACCUUGACAGAAGGUAGCAGAGUGACCCUCACCACUGAACUGUUUAACACCAGUGCCAUCCACAGCCCUGGUGAACAACUUCAGUACUGCAUCAAACGAGCUCCUAGGACAGGCCACUUGGAAAGCUCUGACCAGCCCGGGGAACCCAUAGCUUCUUUUACGCAGCUUCACCUGGCCAGCAACAAGAUAUCCUAUGUCUGUAUUUCAAAAGAUGAAAGGAAGAUGGAUCACUUUGAGCUUAGAGUGACUGGGGGACACAGCUCUGUGUCCAGAGUCUUCAGGCUGUUCGUCACAGAUCAAGACAACAAGAAACCUACCUUGACCAUCCAAACACUAGUCCUGCAAAGAGGGGACAGCAUAGUGGUCACUCCUUCUCAGUUGACAGUGGAGGAUGAGGACACUCCAGCUGAUUUUAUUCUUUUUACCAUCACACAGGUGCCCAUCCAUGGCAGGAUUUUGUAUAAUGGUAGCCAUCCUGUGACCACUUUCACCAAGAAGGACCUGACAGAGAAUGUGAUUCUCUAUCGUCACGAUGGCAGUGAGACAACCAAAGACAGUUUCUCCUUCACCGUGACAGAUGGCAUCCACGCAGGCUUCUAUGUCUUCCCAGACACUGCCCUGGAGACACAUGUGCCUCAGAUGGUGCAGAUCCAGAUAAGCCCCCUUAUCGACAGGCUCCCACAGAUUACUAUCAACAGGGGAGCCAGGGCCUUGACGAUCCUUCACACUGGACACGUGGGUUUCCUCAUUACCAGCAAGUAUUUACAAGCGACCCAUCAGGAUGCUCCCCACAGACUCCUAACCUAUAAAGUGACCAGUGGACCAGAGCAUGGCUACAUUGUCAAUGCUGGCCUUGGAGAUGAGAGCACGCACACCUUCACACAAGCCGACAUUGAUGAGAUGCAGAUCUACUACAUCCUGAACAAGGACCACGGCAGCGCGACAAGAGAUACCUUCUACUUCUCUGUUGGAACCAGUGGAGGAAGCCAGUUAAGAAAUCAACCUUUCCAUCUGAAGUGGGCUUGGAUUUCUUUGGAAAAAGAGUACUACAUUGUGGAUGAAGACUCCCCAUUCUUCGAAGUGACCCUCACACGCAGGGGAUACCUUGGAGGCACAUCUGUCAUUAGCAUUGGAACCAAAGGAGACACUGCCGAAGAAAAUAAGGAUUUUAAAGGAAAGGCUCCUACACGGGUCCAGUUCAAUCCGGGCCAGUCUACAGCCACAUGGAACGUGGGACUUAUACCCGACACCAAGUAUGAGACCUCAGAAACGUUCCAGAUCGUUCUCUCUGAACCUGACAUGGCUGCACUGGAGUUUCCAGAGAUGGCAACGGUUGAAAUUGUAGAUCCUGAAGAUGAAUCAACAGUUUACAUUCCGGAGGCAGAGUACAAACUGGCAGAGGCUGUUGGGGAGUUUCUGGUCCCUGUAAGAAGAUCUGGAGACAUUAGCCAGGAGCUCACAGUCAUCUGCUCUACUCGUCCAGGUUCUGCCGCUGGCACAAUUCCUUCCAUGGAGCUAUCUCUGUCUGAUUACAUCUCAAGACCAGAAGAUAAUAGGAGCAGGCUCCACUUUGAGAAGGAGGAGCGCGAGAAGACCUGCCAGGUCCUGAUUAUCAACGACUCCCUUUACGAAGAGGAGGAGUCCUUCAGCAUUGCCCUGAGCCUGCCCAUGGGAGGGCGGCUGGGAGCCCGAUUCCCCACUGCCAGGGUAACCAUCCUGGCUGACAGAGAGGACGAGCCCGCUCUGCACUUUGAAUACUCCGAGUACCACGUUGAGGAAAGUGCUGGCUCUGUGGAGGUAGCCAUCUGGAGAAGAGGCACUGACCUUUCGCUAGCGUCUUCUGUUGUCCUGCGCUCUAGGAGGACAGAGCAACAGGCAGCAGAAGCGGGAACAGACUAUAUUGGUGUCAGCCAAAAUCUGCACUUUCGCCCGGGAGUGAGUGUGCAGAGACUCCGAGUGACAAUUCUUGAUGACCUCCCACAGCCUGCCUUUGAGGGUCCAGAGAUGUUUGAAUUGCUUCUCCAGAUGCCUACAGGUGCAGUGCUUGGAGAACCAAAUAAAACCACUGUUACCAUCGAUGACAGCACCACCAACUGUGAAGAGGAGUGUGUGUAGUCCCUUGGACUAAAUGAGACCUUGAAUUGGGGAACAGUAUCCUAGAUGUUUCCCAACACAAACUAAAGAUACGGCAUUCCAGAGCUUAGUAACUCCGCUGUAACAAUAUUACCCUAUGGUGUUUUGUGAAUAGUCUGACUGCAUGGACACAGAAAUAUCUAUACAGAGGAUUGAGCCAAUAAAAAAGGAAACUUUGUUUCACUUGUUUUUAGACCAACAA